Molecule: messenger RNA, 7056 nt
Organism: Nilaparvata lugens (brown planthopper)
Lineage: Eukaryota; Metazoa; Arthropoda; Insecta; Hemiptera; Delphacidae
Exons: 10
Coding region: 185-5617 (1810 amino acids)
Source: RefSeq, a predicted model, not a curated record
UCUGUCAUCUGUAAAUGGCUGGCUGCGUGAUGUCGUGAUUUUUGUAUUUUAGUCGAUAACUUGUGAUUUGUAGGCUCUCUUUAGUUAUUAGUCUAUUUAUUUUGAAAAAUAUGCAUUAUCCUAGCUGUGUCAGUCGGCCAUUGUAAUAAGCAAAGAGCAAAUUUUAUUCAAAUGGAAGUUUGAAAUGUCAAUUCGUGUUACCGUCAACUCUAACCAAAGUUCUGACUGUAGUCGACGUUUUUUGAAGGAUGUGGAAACUGAAAAAAGAAAUGAGUGGAAUAGAAGACGAUUAUUACGAAUUCAGCAGGUUCGACAACAGUCAAAAGACUUUGCAAAUUCUCUGCGUGAAAAAAUCCACGGAGAGUGUGAUCUCCAAAAGGAGAACAAUAACAAGCAAUGGCAGGAAAAGACUCUGGAUAGAUUGACCGACAAAUAUCGAGAUUGUCUCAAAGAUAUCGGGCUUGCUCAUGCUAAAGCUGCAAGACAGCCCGAUCCUGAUGAAAUUUUGAGGGAAGAAAGGAUAAGAAACGCGGUAAUCACUGGCAUCCGUGGUGAGUCUGCCAUGUGCCUUCUAAAAUGUAGACGAGAGAUGAAAAAACUCGAAGAAACUGUGCCGACCAGAUUGAAGGCGUACGUUCGUGCCAAGGAGGAUUUGAGAUCGACAAUGGUUGCUUCAUUGCCGCAGCCUCAACCAAAACAGAAGAAAUCUCCAGUCAAAAAGAAAAUUUCACCUGUAAAAAGAAGGGUUGUUGCAUCAAAACAGAAGAGACCAAGGCAAGUGUUAAGAGAAAUUCCCAGUAAUCUACCGGAAGAUUAUGUGACCGUAAUAGAGCGUAUACCAGACGAUGCCAAAGUGGACAAAUGUUGCGGUAGUGCUACUGUUGUCAAUGAUGAUGAGGAUAGACGAGAUCGCCCUCAAUCACCUAAAUUCAAGUGUCAUUGCAGUCCCAAAAAAUCAAAAGCUCAGGAUCGACCUGAGACAACAACUGCUAAAACUUCUCAGGAAAAUAAAAAGAAGAAAAACAGGAGCUUGGUGCCAGGGACACUGCUUGGCCGCCGGCAGUGGUGCUGUUUGAACAGGUUCCGGACAUCUACUGGAAGAUGCGCCCAGUCUCUUGCCUUAUGGGGCUUUACACCUGACCCAUACUGUGAAUGUGGCGAGAUACAGACAAUGGAGCACUUGGUUUCGAACUGCCCUUUGUUCCCAUGUGAGGGAGGAUUGCAGGAGGUGCAUGCAGCAAGUGAUAUGGGUUGUGCGACAGAGACGAGACGACAGCGGCGCUACUCCGACACGUGUCACGUGUCGGACGUGGAAGACAGCUGCUACGACUCGGACACAACAUGGCCGCCCCGGUCACGUCGUUCCUCGUCAUCCUCAUCAGGCCACGUGCACGGUCCAGUAGUGACGUCAUCACACGUGCCGGCUGUGACGUCAUCACACGUGCAGUGCUACGAUCAUGGCAACCGUCACCACAGCUCACGUCCGGCGAAUUCUGUGACGUCAUCGUAUGUGAAGAGAAUUGAUGAGGAAGUGCAGAGACGGACAGCGCUUGAGGAAGACAUGCGGAAGAAACAAUGUUGCGAGGCAAUGUGUCGUGAGGUAGUGUGUCGCGAGGCAGUAUGUCGCGAGGCGAGGAUGAAGCAGCAGGCGAAACGGGGAGAGGAUGCGUUACGUAGACAGCAGCGUCGAAAUGAUUUCGAUAAGUUCAUGCAAGAACUAAAGAGUUGUGCGACAGAGACGAGACGACAGCGGCGCUACUCCGACACGUGUCACGUGUCGGACGUGGAAGACAGCUGCUACGACUCGGACACAACAUGGCCGCCACGGUCACGUCGUUCCUCGUCAUCCUCGUCAGGCCACAUGCACGGUCCGGUAGUGACGUCAUCACACGUGCCGGCUGUGACGUCAUCACACGUGCAGUGCUACGAUCAUGGCAACCGUCACCACAGCUCACGUCCGGCGAAUUCUGUGACGUCAUCGUAUGUGAAGAGAAUUGAUGAGGAAGUGCAGAGACGGACAGCGCUUGAGGAAGACAUGCGGGCGAAACAAUGUUGCGAGGCAAUGUGUCGUGAGGCAGUGUGUCGCGAGGCAGUAUGUCGCGAGGCGAGGAUGAAGCAGCAGGCGAAACGGGGAGAGGAUGCGUUACGUAGACAGCAGCGUCGAAAUGAUUUCGAUAAGUUCAUGCAAGAACUAAGCAAGCUGAACAGGGAGGAACGAAAACUGCGCUAUACUAAUUGGACGAAAAAUUCAACUGAUCUUGGGGACACUCAACGUAAGAUGGCAACGAAAAUUCGUCAGAAGAAGAUGGAGUCCGCUUUUGAAAUGGAAUUCAUGGAGCCUAUAAAAGAUGAGAAGAGGAAAGAAGCAGCUGUUACUCCAAAGCUGAACGUCGCCGAUUGGAAGAAAUCUGAAUGCGUCGAAACCCUUGAAAUAUCCAGCGCAAAGCAAAACGACAAGCUCACACUUAGCAAUCUGAUGAAAAGAAUCAAUGAACAGAGAGAGAUGCUCUUUCAGGAGAUCAGGACUGACACUAAUGAUAGAGAGAGAGGCCUCUCAAAUGACGGCGGGUCUGGAAAGUUAGACAGAAAUGUUCAGGAUAGAACAGAUUACUCCAAUCGAUGUGUGCCUUCUACUACGACAUCCAAUAUACAGAGUGGUGGAGCGAAAUAUAAUCCAAACGAUUUCACCGAUAAAAACGGUAGAACCUCGAGAAAUAGUGAGCAAGUUGAAGAUAGAGAGUCGACUCAACAGACACAGUUAGGAACUGAGGGUAGGUCAUCGAAAUUGCAAACAGUGUAUGGAUUUGAGGAUGUAAAACUACCUAGAAAACGGGAUGGAAAUGAUGAACAUAAUAGAGAUUCUAGUACUCAACAAACUCAAAUUGGAAGUGAGGGUAGAGAUUCCAAACUGCAAACCGUGUAUGGUUUUGAGAACGUAAAACUACCCAGACAACAACAGACUCGGGAUAGAAAUGAUACAAGCAGUAAAGGUUCAUCAAGAUCGAACGAACCCACAGAUACUGGAAACAGAUCAGGUCUGUCUCAAAUGCCUCAAGGUUCAACAAGAUAUGGUUCCAACGAAGCCACAAAUACUGGAAACAGAUCAGGUCUGUCUCAAAUGCCUUGCAAACAAACUGGGCCUUGCUUUUGUGGUAGUACGGUUGAAACUUUUUGUAGAUGUUCUGAUAAAAUUGGUGAAAACACAGAUGAGAGGAAAGAAGAGUCUAGAAUGACAACCAGAGUAAUGGAGCCCCCUAUUUCGCGUGUAGAAGAUAUGUGUUGUUGCUGUGGAAAUUCUAGAAAACAAUGUGUUUGUUCGAAAAGUAGUGACACAAUCAGUGAGAAAAGCGCUAAUGUGCCUCCGAGCAAUGAUUAUAGAAGAACGAAUCGCCUUAGACUACCGUCGCCUAUCCCUGAAGUUAGUGAAACUAGUUACAAACAGGAGAGUAGUAGAGAAGCUGAUGAUAAUGAUGCUGCGAAAGAGUGCAGUGGGGCGAAGGUUGAUAAGACUGUAGAGAAAAGAAAUAUUGGUGAAGCUACUGAUAAGAAAGGUGGAAAAGUUGACGGUAAUGAAGACAAGAACAGUGAUUCAAGUCUUUCAACAUUGUACAGUUUGGAUAUGGCGUUGUCUCAGGUGCCUGUUGAAAAAAAUGAUGAAAAAGAUGAUGGGUCCUCUACUAAUGCUAAAGCCUUGAGAAUCACGGUGAAGGUUACCGGUGGAAAGGAGUUUAAAGAGAAAACAAAGAAGAAAAAAUCGAAAACUGAAGAAGAAAAGUUGUUGAAAGAGUGUAAAAAACUGUUGGAAGAUAAGGGGAAUGUUAGGAAACGCAACUUCUCUGGUGAUACAAGUAGUACCUCGUAUAGAAGUCCUCCCGAACAUUUAUCACCCAAACAACUGCAACUUCUCAGAGAUAUCUUGAAACAAAUUGACACUAAAUCCGACCAAAAAGGCAUGCCUCUCUUGAAGCAAUACAUUCUGCGGUUGCUAUCUAUGAAAAGAGAGAGCAUAGACUGUUUGGGAGUUAGCUCCAGUGAUGUGUCUUUACAGAGUAGUUUAGUGAGGGAAAUGGUCGGUAAUUUGGGAGAUUCUAGAAAUUUAGAUGAAGAUGUCACUUUGAAAUAUACGUCUUGUGAAGAGAAAGGUGUUCAGGUUAGUUUGGUCGAUAGUUCUAGUAAAAAUGAUAACAGGAGAGAAAAGAAGUCUAAAGUUGAAGGUGCAAGAGAAAGGAUACACAAAAAGGGUGAUGAAGAUGUGUAUGAAGAUCCAAGCGGGAGUAACGUGAGGAAACAAAGAAUGAGUAAAAACAGGGUAACUCAAGAUUCUGGAUUCUAUCAAGGAGUAACAGCUGACGAUGGAAGUAUGUUGGACGAUCUGGAUGUCCUUACACAACAAAUAAAUACAUAUUUUGAAACAAAACAGAAUGAUAAAUCAGAUGAAAUCGUUAAAAAAUACAUGGAACUAGCCAAAAGAUACACGGAUCGUAUAUCUAAUCUGGCAGAUUUGAUUGGUGACGUGGAAACUGAUCUACCCAGCUCUUUAAUUAGGUCAAGGUCUGACGAAGACUCGAAUCCACCGAGUCCAGAAGAGUCGUCUCAUAGCGGAGUCUACUCACCCAUUGGUUCACAGAAUUAUAAUGAGACUUCGUACAUGAGUCUACCACCUGAAUUGAACGUGCCUUUGCCAACCAGACGUCUGGAGCCGUUGGACCGUAUUUCGCCGACUUUUGAUGAGGAUAAACUGCGGCAGGAUAUCUCGUGGCAUGAGGCGCUCUCUCAUCCUCUGCCGACGCGUAUUUCUCCGUCGCCUGACGAGUCCAAAUGGUUUCGGCCGAAACCGCCACCCACCAUGCUUAACAACCACCUCGAUCCAGACCUUAGAACGUCUUCUCCACAUGAACUCUCCACCAUUCACGAAGUGGACACACCCUCGACAUCCUGGCGACGUGAUCUGUCUCAACAGCUGGUGACGUCCAGUCCACGCAAACGAUCCAGUUCCGGGUAUCGAAUGCCACCGGACGAGAGCAUCCCUCUAGACAACAACCCCAAACCGGAUACAGGUGAACAGAGGAUUUCCGAUCAGAGUUUCCAAACCCUGAGAUCCUCAGAUGACGAUAGUGUGAACUUGGAGGAGAAGGGAAUCAUGGAUGAGUCAAUGCCAGACGUCAUGCAAGAGUUGAUCCGUAGGAACAUCAUGACGAGCCCGUACGAGUGGCUGAAGGAAAUGCAGGAGAGAGGCAACCAGGAUACGGCCGACGAGGAAGUGAGAAGGAUAAUGCGGGAGUCGCCAGAAGACCUGGAGGCUGCGCUGAAGAACCUGGGGAUCGGAUGGGCUAGCACGACUCUCCGCAAAACGCGGCAAGCGGGAGAGUUGAGUGGUGACUCCAGUUCUCCGCCAGAUGGCAGGGAGGUCGGUGCCGGGGCCAUCGAAACUAGCACGCCGCGAUCUAGUAAGCCGACCGCUUGGCCUGCUGUCGGCAGUGAAACUGAAAUCUCCGCCAUACGACUCAUUGCUUCCUCGAGUAGCGAGCUUGCUCUCACUCCCCCAGACAUCUCUCUCAAACCUCCACAGCUGUCUCUGUCUUCAAAUAGCUCUAAUUCGGAUACUAAAACAAAGUAGAUCUUUCUCCAGUGCUGUAUUUUUUCACCUACAACUAUAAUUACUGAUACCGAGAUCUGCAGGUAUUUUCUCUACUUACAGAUCAAUUCGUGAAUCCGAUAAGAUCUCUCAAAGCCUCUGAAGGUUUCUCACUCCACUUACAGCUCUUUAAUCGUGAUGAGAAGAUCUCUGUUCAAGUCUAUGCAGCUGUAUUCCUCCUCCACUUACAGAUCUCAAUUCGUGGUAUCGAUAAGAUCUCUUAAAGCCUCUGAAAGUGUAUCAAUUUACUCACAGCUCUUGAUUCGUGGUAUCGAGAAGAUCUCUCUUUAAGUCUCUGCAGCUAUCUCUCUUCAUACAGAUAAUAAUGUUUGAUACCGAAAAGAUCUCUUAAAGCCUCUGAAGGUGUCUCACUCCACUCACAGCUCUUAAAUCGUGAUGAGAAUAUCUCUCUUUAAGUCUCUACAGCUGUCUUCCUCUACUUACAGAUCUUAAUUCGUGGUAUCAAUAAGAUCUCUCUUUAAGUUUUUGCAGCUAUCUCUCUUCAUACAGCUGUAGGUCGUGAUACCGAAAAGAUCUCUUAAAGCAUCUGAAGCUGUCUCACUUUACUUAAAUCUCUCAAUUCAUGGUAUCGAGUAGAUCUCUCUUCAAGUCUCUGCAGCUAUCUCUCUCUUCAUACAGCUAUAAUGUGUGAUACCGAAAAGAUCUCUUAAAGCCUCUGAAGCUGUCUCACUUUACUUACAGCUCUCAAUUCGUGAUAUCAAAAAGAUCUCUCUUCAAGUUUCUGUAACUAUCCAUACAGCUAUAAUUUGUGAUACUGGUUACUGAGGAAAUCUCUCUUAAGCCUCUGUGGCUGUCUUUCUCAACUUAUAGCUCUUGAUUCGUGAUACCGAGAAUAUCUCUUGAAGUCUCUACAGCUGUAUCUCUCGUUCAGAAGCUGUAAGACUUAAUAUCGUAUUGAAUAGAAGAUCUUCUUGAGACUUUCUCGACAUACAGCUGUAAGUCCUGAUACCAAACUGAAAUAGAAGAUCUCUCAUAAACAUCUCAAGCUGUCUUUCUCGACAUACAGCUGUAAGUCGUGAUACUAAACUGAAAUAGAAGAUCUCUCAUGAACAUCUCAAGCUGUCUUUCUCUACAUACAGCUGUAAGUCGUGAUACUAAACUGAAAUAGAAGAUCUCUCAUAAACAUGUCAAACUGUCUUUCUCUACAUACAGCUUUAAUUCUGAAGGGAGGCCAUUUUACAUCCAAUAUUAACAAUGUAUCACGUUACUAUGAAGCUUGAAUUAAUCCAUCGUUCGAAUUAGGCUUGGACUUUCACUAAGCGGUAGGCUCUCAUUAUGGCAAAGGAGUUUUCUUCCAGGAUUCAUGGCGAACUCUGAUUAUAUUUCUUGACAGUGAAUGAUUUAUUCCCAUGACAAAAAUAUGUGAUAAGUAAUCAAUACAUGACUUUGAUGAACACGGA